Coniosporium apollinis CBS 100218 is the source of this 810-nucleotide messenger RNA. RefSeq lists its product as uncharacterized. The transcript is spliced from 5 exons. The record is from RefSeq and is a predicted model, not a curated record. Gene Ontology annotation, molecular function: oxidoreductase activity, acting on the CH-OH group of donors, NAD or NADP as acceptor. The coding region runs from base 1 to 810 and encodes 269 amino acids. NCBI's taxonomy places the organism in Eukaryota, Fungi, Ascomycota, Dothideomycetes.
AUGCCCUCCUACGUAGUUACCGGCGCGUCACGCGGCCUCGGUUACGCCUUCAUCACCCAUCUUGCAAAAGACUCCUCCAACACCGUCAUCGGUCUUGCGCGUAACAAGGCGGCAACCGACUCCCGCUUAGCAAAAGACGAAAUUAAGAACGUGACGAUCCUUCAAGCUGAUAUCUUGGACAGCCUAGCCUUGCAAGCCGCUGCGGCAGAAACCGCUAGGAUUACGGGUGGAGGACUCGAUGUACUGAUCAACAAUGCCGCUUAUAUAAGCGAGGAAACGAGCUUCGAGACGAUGGCUGUUGCCGAAAGUGAAGCCGAGCGAAUCGAGAAGGACUUCCUCAAAUCCUUUGAAAUCAAUGUCAUCGGCGUCGUGAAGACAACAAACGCAUUCUUGCCGCUGCUGAAGAAGGGGACUGUAAAGAAAGUCAUCAGCAUAUCAACCGGCAUGGCUGAUAACGACCUCAUCAACGAAUUCGACAUCGCAAUCGCCGCCCCCUACGCUGUUAGUAAAGCUGCACUUAACACGCUUGUCGCGAAGUACAAUACAGCGUACAAGAAAGAUAGGAUCUUAUUCAUGGCGAUCAGCCCCGGGGUGGUUGACACUGCGGAGGGAAAGACAUUCUCGGAAGAAGAACUCGCGGGCAUUCAAGCAAUGUUCACAAAAUUCGCGGACUACGCGCCUGGAUUCAAAGGCCCGAUUACGCCGCAGGAGUCUGUGGAGCAGAUGCUGAGAGUGGUUGACAAUGCGACCAUCGAGCGCGGAGAUAGCGGGAGUUUUGUCAGUCAUUUAGGGACGAAGCAGUGGCUGUAA